This is a messenger RNA of Taeniopygia guttata (zebra finch), 5868 nucleotides long. It is a transcript of the gene ARHGEF38, whose product is annotated as Rho guanine nucleotide exchange factor 38. The record is from RefSeq and is a predicted model, not a curated record. Gene Ontology annotation, cellular component: cytoplasm. NCBI's taxonomy places the organism in Eukaryota, Metazoa, Chordata, Aves, Passeriformes, Estrildidae. Gene Ontology annotation, molecular function: protein binding; guanyl-nucleotide exchange factor activity. Gene Ontology annotation, biological process: intracellular signal transduction.
AGUAUGGACUGUCCGGGGAAGGACGGCACCGGGGGAAGGAAGAGGAAUUUGACCCUGCUAAGGAACAAGCUAUACAUGGGGCAGAGGAGGAAGACGGAGCCCGUGGUAGAGAGCACCACCACCACCGGGGACCCCGGCAGCUUGAGGAGGAGUCAGUCCGACAGGACAGAGUACAGCCAGAAAUUGCAAGAAAAAAUGGCUCCACAGGCAGUGUCCUCAACCCCUGCCACCCCACUGCAGGAGGACGAAGAGGAAGAAGAAGAAGAAGUCAGCAGACGCAUGAUGGCCAGGAGGGUGAAAAUCAUCGCAGAACUCUUGCAGACAGAGAAAGACUAUAUCAGCGACCUGGAUCUCUGCAUCAAGGAAGUGAUUCAGCCCCUGAGAAACAUGCAGAUUGCUCGCUUUGACGUGGAUGGCUUGUUUAGCAACAUUGAAUUGGUCCAUCAACUAUCAGCCAAACUGCUGUCAUUGCUGGAAGAAGCCACAACAGAUGUGGAACCACCCAUGCAAAUAAUCGGGGAAGUGUUCUUGCAGAUUAAAGGCCCACUAGAAGACACAUAUAAAAUCUAUUGCUAUCACCAUGAUGAUGCACACACCAUGCUGGAAUACUAUGAAAAGGAUGAAGAACUGAAGCAGCAUUUAAGAGACUGUGUACAGUCCUUAAAAAAGAGAUAUAAAGAAGAAGGAAAGCCAAAUCUAAUGGACCUGGGAUCCCUAUUGAUCAAACCAGUGCAACGGUUGAUGAAAUAUCCCUUGUUACUCCGUGAGCUCUUGAACUCAACUCCUACUUCUCACCCUGACCAUGAAGUACUACAAGAUGCCCUUUUUGCUAUGAAAAACAUUAAUAUGAACAUCAAUGAACUUAAAAGGAGGAAAGAUUUAGUGCUGAAGUAUAGGAAGAAUGAUGAUGAUGAAACCCUUAAGGAAAAGUUUUCCCGACUGAAUAUUCACUCCAUUAGCAAGAAAUCAAAGAGGGUCACCAGCCAUCUGAAAAUACUGACAAGAGGAGAACCUCAGGCGAAAGAUGGAACAUUUAAUAAGGAAGAAAAGUUGUUUCAAAGUCUAGAGAAGACUGUGAAAUUGUGUGUGAAGAGCAUUUCACUCUGUUCACAACAUCUCCAGGAUUCUAUACAUCUGGCUGCCCAGAAUAUAAUUGUGCUUCAGGAAAUCCUGCAAGAUAAAGAUGAAGAAGUCAAUGACUGUUCAGAAAAACAGACCAACACUGCAAAUCUGUGUGAAGACUUUAUGGCUCAGCUGGACAAGCUUGUCUUGACUCCUCUCUCAGCACUGCAAGCCCUGUUUCCAGGCCCUCAGAAGCUCAUCCAGAAGCGCUAUGACAAGUUUUUGGACUACAACAGCUACCUUCAGAGGUCAGCUGGAGAAGAGAUGGACCUGGCAAAAAAAGACUAUGAGGCUCUAAAUGCACAACUAGUGGAAGAACUUCAGGUAUUCAACACAGCAGCCAAAGAGAUUGUGUUGAACUGUCUACAUUGCUUCAUUACCCUCCUCAAGAAUAUUAUGUUUGAAGCGCUUCAAUCAAACUCUGCUGUUGUAGUGCCUGUUCCACUGUCCUCCUCAAGCAUCUGUGAAGUGCAGAAUCAAUUGAUAGAGGAGGUUCACAAGCUGAAUUUUGUAAAAGAAAACAGCAGUGCAAUCUUUAUUGAGAGAAAAUUGAGCCUGGAAAAAAAGAAACCUGUUCUUUCUCUGCUGGAGUCCCCACGCCAAACAGAGGAGCACAGGUCCAAGCUGCUGUCCAUGUACAGCCCCAAGUCGCUGUACCAGGCUAAGCGCAAGUGCAACGCUGCGCAGGAAUUCGAUAUUGACUUGCAUGAAGGAGAACUGGUGGCUGUUGUGGAGCAAAAUGAUCCCUUUGGAAGCACGAGCAGAUGGCUUGUUGACACAGGAAUCCUCACAGGGUAUGUGUAUUCCUCCUUCCUGAAGCCUUACAAUCCAGCCAAAGCACAGAAGGAUGUUGCAGAAAAUGGCUUUGGUGACGAUGAUUUUGAUGAUAUCAGCCUCUUUGUCUCUUCACGGCCCCGUACUGACAGCAGCACAAUUAGUCCAGGGUACAAGAAGAGUGACAGCACCUCACCUUUUCACUUCUGUGAAAAUCCUGCAAUUAAUGGCAUGGGGACUGGUGCUCUUCAGGGUAUGGAUGAUCAGCAGAUCUUCUAUGCUGUUUAUGCAUUUCAAGCUAGAAGUGAUCAAGAACUCAGCCUUGAGGAGUACCAGAGGGUGAAGAUACUUCAGUUUUCCGACCUUAGUGGCAAUAAGGAAUGGUGGCUAGCUGAAGCAAAAGGUCAGAAAGGAUAUGUACCAUCUAAUUAUCUAGGGAAGAUGACAUAUGCUUAGGAGGGGAAGCGCCUGUUGAGCCAGACUCUCUGAAGCAGACAGAAUAAUCAGCUGUUAGGUUUGCUGCAAGCAAAGCAAGUUCACAAGUGAUUGACAGAAGCCAUGGUAUCCAGCACACAGAUGAUACUGAGAACCUCCAUUCUCCAAAAGCCAUCACCUUGUCAAGAUCUGAAGGAGGAAGCAUUUAACAGGAAGACUGAUUCUGAUUAACAUGCUGAAGAGCUUGCUUUUCUAUUACCCCAUAAUUUUCUCUUUUGUCAAAGCGCCGUACAUCAAGACUCAACCUGCAAGUACAAAUCACAGAUGAAAUUACAUUUUUCUUCCAUGAUAUUUAGCAAAUAAUAUUCAAGAUGAAGAGAAUUAGCCUUGAAAAAGGACAAAUUCUGUCAUCAGAGAUACUGUAGGCUGAGUUGUUCCUGAACUGUUAUCUCAGUGAACACAGACACAUCUUAAAACUUGAGCUUUUUUGAUUGUCUGUUUUUAUCCUCAGCUGCUUUUGUGAAGAACCUUUUUUUCCUCAGUGGAGAUUAGUGGAUGGGGAAAGGAAAAGGGUUUCAUUUUUAAAGAAAUAUUUCAACAUUUCACUGGUGUGGUGGUACCAGUGACUAGUCCCAGGGAAGGAGGUAUGUUUAGUUAAAUAUGGAAAUGCAGGAAAGAAAAAAGGGGACACUAGAAAUAGGUACUGUGACAUAAAGUAGUUUUAAUUUUCAAAUGAAUUACACAACUGCUUCAUAUGGUAGAAACAGUUUGUAGCAAUAUCAAAGUGCCCCAGGUUUGAAAUUCACAUAUGUCUCCACACUAACUGCUUUAGUGCAAGAUCUGUGUAGUGAAAUGAAAAUUGUGUUAUUAGUCUUGGGAAAUUUACUGUUUGUUUUUUUUUGGUUUUUUUUGUUUUUUUUUAAAGAAGAAAAUACAAGUGGUGCCUUGCAAUGACUAUUUAGUGCCUCUCUGAUUCCUUAAGAUGCCUUAAGCCAGGAUCAUAAUAUCUAGUCAAUAAGUUUCUUUAGGUUCACUGACUGCAGUGAUUCCUAUGAUUCCUAGGUCAGGCUGGUGCCCUGCACUUAAGAUAGACUUGAUGGUGACAGCAAACAGAAAACACCUCCUUGUGAUUCUCACUGAUAUCUGAGUGCUCAACACAAGGUAUUUCACCACAGCAAUGCCAAGGUCCUCUAGUGAUUAACGAAGACCUAGUGCAAAGCACUGCAAAAAGAAAAAAAAAAGUGAUUAUGUAUGUUGCAAAUUGUGCAACUGAAAGUAAACUCCCAUCAGGUAUUUUCUGUAUUGCAUAAUUGCUUGUACUGAUGACAAAAAUGACAACACUAUUACAAUCAAGGGCAGGAGGGGCAGGUAGUGUUGCUGAUCAAGGGUAAAUAUAAAUUGUUCUAAAGCUUUUAUCUGAAUUUCUACUUCCCAUAGUUUGAAAAGUGAGGUGUGAAGAUGAAAUGACUCAAAAUGCUUACAGAGAUGUAAUAGAAAAUAACCUGUCAGGAAACAAAGGAUGAGAAAAGUUAGGGCAGUUGCUACACACAAUAGCUUCUGCUAUACUGCUGAACCUGGUUUCACUUUCUUUAAUGUCUUCAAUUUUCAGAUUAUUUUCAUAGAAGGGUAGAAAAAGUUGUCAGUCUUACUCAGAGACUGAAUGCAGCCGAGGUUCACAGAGAUUAAACCUGAAAUUUGUGCUGGAUUAAAUCAUAGGAUAGAGAAACUUUUAGAGCUCUCAGAAAUAGAUAUCCAGAAUGUGGUGUGGGAAUCUCUGUGUACUACUGCUAUCCAGUGAGCAUUAUUUUGCCUUAUUGUAUAUCACCUCAGGCGCUUAAGUCUUGCUAUUCCCAUAGCAAGCAAAAAGGAUUCUCAAUCAUUUAAUGAAUGAAUUUAGCUGCUUUUAUGGAAAGCUUCACCUUUAGUUAAAUGGAGAAAAUAAAAGUGCAGAGGGAGUAUCAGCUUGCAAGAAUGGACUGAAAGACUUACUGGUACCCUUUUACUGCUUUGGCUUUUAUAUUUUGAGAUUAUGGGCAAGAUACACGUAAGACAGUUUUCAGCACUGUCUUACAAUUUAGAAUAUUUUAUUUGGAGAAGAUCUAUACUUUCCAAUAGAUGAAACAGUUUUAGAGAUGACUGAAUUGUACUUAAUAGACUUAAUGCAGUCAUGUAAGCACAAUGAUGAAGUUUUGUAUUUCAGACAGCAAAAUUAAUCAAGGGAAAGAAGAAAAAAAGAUUUCUGAAGUCUUAGCACUGAGAACUCAGCUUGAGUCACAGGAGAGCUCAGAUUUUGAGUGUUAGGUACAUUCCCGAUGAAGAAUCAGACUCUGUGAAGGUGUCUUAAGGAGUACUCAAAUGCUACUUUCCAAAAUAUUUGCCAGGUAUCCUGAUUCUGAAGUAACAAGGAAUGAAGGAUGAAUGUACUGGAGUUGGCCACCUGAAUUUCUGAGGGAUAUGGAAACUCCUAGUAGGCCAAAUGAAAUCCCUGUAGGAUUAGGAUCCAUAAUAAUUUUUAUAUUGUGGGAUAAUUAUAUGAAUUUAUUGUAACCUUGUAACUUGGGAUACAGUAAAAGUAUAUAUGUAAUUAGGUACCCAGGUGGAUUGGCUUAGUCCAUUUCAGAAACUCAAAUUGUUUGAUACUCAAAUCAUUUGAUACUAUUAAUAUAUCGCACUUCUAUUUUUGUUUAAAACAGAUUAAUGCAAACAACAAUUGCAGAAAAUUAAGAGAUGCUCCUUGAAUCUAAAGCCUUCCAAAUUAAGGAUUUACAUCAAUUCAUAUUAGACUUGCUUAGUCACAGUUUUGUUAAGACAGUGCAUUAGAAACUGAGCUGUGUUAGGGCUCCACAAAAUUGUAAGAAUAUGCAAUGGUUUUGAUCUGGAUUUUUUUUUUUUUUUAAUAUAGGGAAGGUUACAGUAUUCUAAGAGCUUUCUUAUUCUCAUUGAUGACAAAACUAAUUAAUUUUGAUUGAAGCAGGGACAGGCUGCAGAUUGCUGGAUUGAUCUUGCAUUUGUUCAAAUGUGUGUUUUAUUUAAGCUGUUGUGACAAUAAAUAUGUACAAGUACUUCCAAGAUUGGGUCCACUCAAACUGAAGUGCUCCUCCAUUCAGGGAAUAUUUUUAUGUGUUGCCAUUGAUAACCUGGAACCCAGAAAAUGUCCAAGCCAGUACACAGCAGAGUGCUUGGCUCUGACCGCUGUGCUUCACCAUCUUCCCUUUGGCUGGGUGAUCUUCAAGUAGGGGUUCAGCUUUUCAAAGCAAACACAGAUUGAAGAAUUAUUCCUUCUGACUUUUCAUCUUUGGAAGCUUCACUGAGUAAUUACCUCCUUCAAACACUAAAAUAUACUUCUGCUGUCAUUUUAAGAUAGCUUUUAAAAAUGAAGAUAGAUGAAGUGGACCUACCACCUGCACUAGGAAACACAGCCAUGAUAAUCCUUGUUCCCAUAGAUCCAUUACUGUUAAUUCCUAUUACAAUAUUGUCUGUUGAGAACUAAUAAAAUAAAUCUUCUUUUAAAUUAUUGUAAUAAUAAAAAUCUAUUUU